AUGAACGUGGUCAACCUGGAAACACGGGCCAUCAUCGAGGAAGCGAUCAGUCUCUACGGGGCGGAUUAUGAGGCGGAUGAUGCGUCUGCGGACGAAUUGUCUCUUUGGGAGUUUGACAUGACCACCGAGUCGGCAGGCGCUUCUGGGGACGCCAAACGAAGCUGCCCAGGCUUGACGGCGCUGGGGGCGGAUCAGACCGCGACCCCAGUGACGGGAAUGAAGACGAUUUCGAAGGUGCGGGUUUGGACGAGUAAAGAUAAGUGCUAUAUUCCGGAUUUGGAUGUGGAGGACUCGGACUCGGAUGAAGAUAUGGAUGACGCGGAUGAAGAUGAAGAGAUGGAGGAUGCUGCGGGAAUGGGGCCUUGUUAUCAUAUGUUGUUUUACAUCGUUGAUAGUUAG
Messenger RNA from Penicillium malachiteum, 399 nucleotides. RefSeq lists its product as uncharacterized. NCBI's taxonomy places the organism in Eukaryota, Fungi, Ascomycota, Eurotiomycetes, Eurotiales, Aspergillaceae. The record is from RefSeq and is a predicted model, not a curated record. Bases 1 to 399 code for a protein of 132 amino acids. The transcript is spliced from 2 exons.